Molecule: messenger RNA, 1227 nt
Organism: Camelina sativa (false flax)
Lineage: Eukaryota; Viridiplantae; Streptophyta; Magnoliopsida; Brassicales; Brassicaceae
Source: RefSeq, a predicted model, not a curated record
AUGAAAACACAGCGGCAGCACGACGACUCUGAGGAAGCUCUAACCAUUUCCCGUCGCAAUACACAAUCUCCAAAAGGAAGAGCAAACUCAGAGCCGAUCCCAACUGAUAUCAUUUUCGAAAUACUCUUGAAACUGUCGACGAAAACUAUAGCGAGAUGUCGCUGCGUAACGAAACUCUGGUACUCGGUACUUGUCCGUCGAGAGUUCACGGAGAUGUUCUUGACCAGAUCUUCAACUCGUCCGCAACUACUAUCUUGCUGCGAGAAAAAAGGUGAGUUGUUCUUCUUCACAGCACCGCAGUUACAAAACCUAGAUGAGAACUCGUCUCUUGUUGUGUCUCCUAGUUAUCAGAUGAAAGUUCCCUUUGAAGGUUUUGAUACCUCUCAAAUCUGUGGUCAUGUCCGCGGUUUGGUCUGUCUUACACAUCAGCGGGUCUUAAAGGGAAGGAAGGAAACUGUACCAAUGAUAUGCAACCCCAGCACUGGACAAGCCUUACCUUUACCUAAAGUGAAGACGAGGAGGGUUAGUGUGAGAACCUUUUUUGUUUAUGAUCCCAUUGGUAAACUAUUCAAGUUAUUGUCCAUGACCUGGCCAUGUUAUGGUAACGGCGAGAAGAAUUGUGAUGAGUAUCAGGUUCUGACGUUAGCUACUCAAACACUUUCUUGGAGAAUGGUUGAUUGUUGUACACCCCAUCAUCCUGCACACGAUGGGAUAUGCAUUGAUGGUUGUUUGUAUUAUCAAGCUAUGGUCGGUCUAGGUUCAGGGGUUUCUACUAUAGUUUGCUUUGAUGUUAGCUCUGAAACGUUUAGAUUUGUUAAGAAAGCGAGGGGCAUGGCCCUGUAUGGUAAUCCAGCUCUGGUAAACUAUGAGGGUAGAUUAGGUGCAAUUCAGUCAGAUGGGGCUUAUGGAGACAUUUAUUGCCACACUAGAAGUCUUGAGUUGUGGGUUCUAGUAGACGCUGAGAAACAUGAAUGGUCGAAGCUUGUAUAUGCAUUGCCUCCAAUGUGGAAGAAUGUUGUUGGACUGUCUGUGUUAUACAUUGUUGGAAGGACCAGUACAAAUGAUAUUGUGUUGUCGCAGCGCUAUACAUCUGAUGUUUUAUACUACAAUUCGGAGAGGAACACAAUCAUAAGAGUUAAAUUACAAGGAAUGGAUGUGUUUAACCAUCUUAGUAGAGUCCACACCUUUCUGAACCAUGUGGAGGACGUGAAGCUUAUGCAACUGUAA